ACAUCAGCCAAGCCUAUCGGCAGAUGAGAUAUUCAGACAAAAACCAUGAGAGAGCCUCAGCUCAGAGCCACAGAGGAGGAAGCAGUGAACAGGAUCAGUGUGCUGCUGCUGCUAGAACCAACAGAACUCCACUAAACAGGUCAGUCCAGCCUUAAGCAGUCAUGUCGGCCAAAGCCAUCUCCGAGCAGACGGGGAAGGAGUUCCUCUACAAGCACAUCUGCACGUCGGCGGCGGUCCAGAACCGGUUCCGUUACGCCAACGUGACGCCCGAGACCGAUUUCACCCGACUGGCUCAGGAGCAUCCAUGGCUGCUGACGGAGAGGCUGGUGGUAAAACCGGACCAGCUGAUAAAGAGACGAGGGAAGCUGGGUCUGGUCGGCGUCAACCUGGACCUGAACGGCGUCCGGGAGUGGCUGAAACCUCGACUCAUGAAGGAGACGACGGUAGGAAAAGCCAAAGGGAUUCUCAAGAACUUCCUCAUUGAGCCAUUCGUGCCUCAUAAACAGGAAGAAGAGUUCUACGUUUGCGUCUACGCCACUCGGGAAGGCGACCACGUCCUGUUUCACCAUGAAGGUGGGGUGGAUGUUGGAGACGUGGACGCUAAGGCUCAGAAGCUGCUGAUCGGAGUGGACGAGAAGAUCAGCGAAGACCUGGUGAAGAAGAACCUGCUGACCAACGUCUCCAAUGACAAGAAGGCGAUUCUGUCCAGCUUCAUUGUCGGACUCUUCAACCUGUAUGAAGACCUUUUCUUCACCUACCUAGAGAUCAAUCCUCUGGUGGUCACAAAAGAUGGCGUUUACGUUCUGGACAUGGCCGCGAAGAUCGACGCGACCGCCGACUACAUCUGCAAGGCCAAGUGGGGUGACGUGGAGUUUCCGCCGCCCUUCGGAAGGGAGGCUUAUCCUGAGGAGGCUUACAUCGCUGACCUUGAUGCCAAGAGCGGAGCGAGUCUCAAACUGACGCUGCUCAACCCUCGAGGCCGAAUCUGGACCAUGGUGGCCGGAGGAGGAGCCUCGGUGGUUUACAGCGACACAAUCUGUGACCUCGGUGGAGUCGACGAACUCGCCAAUUAUGGAGAAUAUUCAGGAGCUCCAAGCGAACAGCAAACGUACGACUACGCCAAGACCAUCCUGUCUCUGAUGACCAGAGAGAAGCACCGUGAUGGGAAGGUUCUGAUCAUCGGAGGAAGCAUUGCAAACUUCACAAAUGUAGCAGCGACGUUUAAGGGGAUUGUUCGAGCUAUCAGAGACUAUCAGGUGCCACUAAAGGAGCAUGAAGUCACCAUUUUUGUCCGCCGUGGAGGCCCAAACUACCAGGAGGGUCUCAGAGUGAUGGGAGAAGUUGGAAAGACCACCGGGAUCCCGAUUCACGUCUUCGGCACAGAAACCCACAUGACGGCCAUCGUCGGCAUGGCGCUGGGCCACAGGCCGAUCCCCAACCAGCCUCCCGUCGCUGCCCACACCGCCAACUUCCUGCUCAACUCCAGCGGCAGUACAUCGACUCCGUCGUCCAGCAGAACAGCUUCUUUUUCUGAGAACAAAGCCAGAGUUGAAGGCUCGCCGGCCAAGAAGGCGAAAACUGGAGCUCCUGCUGCCAAAGCAACAACCCUGUUCAGCAAACACACCAAGUCUCUGGUUUGGGGGAUGCAGACUCGAGCAGUUCAGGGAAUGUUGGACUUCGACUACGUUUGUUCCAGAGAGGAACCAUCAGUUGCUGCCAUGGUUUACCCUUUCACAGGCGACCACAAACAGAAGUUCUACUGGGGCCAUAAAGAAAUCCUGAUUCCUGUGUAUAAGAACAUGGGUGACGCCAUGAAGAAGCAUCCAGAUGUGGACGUGCUCAUCAACUUCGCCUCUUUGCGUUCGGCCUUUGACAGCACCAUGGAAACCAUGCAGUACCCACAGAUUCACACCAUUGCCAUCAUUGCUGAGGGAAUCCCAGAAGCCCACACCAGGCGGAUCAUCAAGACGGCUGAUGAGAAAGGAGUCACAAUCAUCGGACCGGCAACUGUUGGAGGAAUCAAGCCGGGCUGCUUCAAGAUCGGGAACACAGGAGGAAUGCUGGAUAACAUCCUGGCCUCUAAACUCUACCGUCCGGGUAGCGUGGCCUACGUGUCCCGAUCAGGAGGGAUGUCCAAUGAACUCAACAACAUCAUCUCCCGCACCACUGACGGUGUUUUUGAAGGUGUAGCCAUUGGCGGAGACAGAUAUCCAGGUUCAGUGUUUACUGACCACGUGCUGCGAUACCAAGACACUCCUGGAGUAAAGAUGAUUGUAGUACUGGGAGAGAUCGGCGGCACUGAGGAAUACAAGAUCUGCCAGGCAAUUAAGCAAGGCAGGAUCACGAAGCCAGUGGUCUGCUGGUGUAUCGGCACUUGUGCAACUAUGUUCUCCUCAGAGGUUCAGUUUGGGCAUGCAGGAGCUUGUGCCAACCAGGCUUCAGAGACGGCUGUAGCUAAGAACAAGGCUUUGAAGGAAGCUGGAGUGUUUGUCCCUAAGAGCUUUGAUGAGCUGGGAGAGAUCAUCAAAUUAGUGUAUGAUGACCUUGUCGCUAAAGGGGUUAUUCAGCCAGCUGAAGAGGUUCCUCCGCCCACUGUACCGAUGGAUUACUCCUGGGCACGAGAGCUGGGUCUGAUCCGUAAGCCAGCUUCUUUCAUGACCAGCAUCUGUGAUGAGAGAGGGCAGGAGCUAAUCUAUGCUGGCAUGCCCAUCACUGAGGUCUUCAAGUCUGAGAUUGGCCUCGGAGGAACUCUUGGGCUGCUGUGGUUCCAGAGGAGGCUAAGUGAAAGGGAACGGGGGAGAAAAGUGGGCGAAGACAUGCAGCAAAGAGCCAUGAGCUGGAGUCGAACCUUGGCCGCUGCGUCGGAGAGCAGCUCCUAUAUGUUGCCCAGAUAUGCCUGCCAGUUCAUUGAGAUGUGUCUGAUGGUGACAGCAGAUCACGGUCCGGCUGUUUCUGGAGCUCACAACACUAUCGUCUGUGCCCGAGCUGGAAAAGACCUCAUCUCCAGCCUCACCUCUGGUCUCCUCACCAUUGGUGACCGAUUUGGAGGCGCUCUGGAUGCUGCAGCAAAGCAGUUCAGCAAGGCGUUCGAUAGCGGCAUACUGCCAAUGGAGUUCGUCAACAAGAUGAAGAAGGAUGGCAAGCUGAUCAUGGGCAUCGGACACAGAGUGAAGUCGAUCAACAAUCCAGACAUGAGAGUCCAGAUCCUGAAGGACUUUGUGAAGCAGCACUUUCCCUCCACCCAGCUGCUGGACUAUGCUCUGGAUGUCGAGAAGAUCACCACCUCCAAAAAACCCAACUUGAUCCUGAACGUGGACGGAUUCAUCGGUGUGGCCUUCGUGGACCUGCUCAGGACUUGUGGAGGAUUCACACGGGAUGAAGCUGAUGAGUUUGUGGAAAUUGGAGCUCUGAAUGGCAUCUUUGUGUUGGGACGCAGCAUGGGAUUCAUCGGACACUACUUGGACCAGAAGAGGCUGAGGCAGGGCCUGUACCGCCACCCCUGGGACGACAUCUCCUACGUACUGCCUGAACACAUGUCUAUGUAACCAGAGGGACCUAAACCAAGUAGUGCCAGCUCUGUUUCCUCACCCCCACACUGUGAUCUGUCACCUCAAAACUGUGUCAUAAUAUAGGGAAGUUGUUAAAGUUACUAUAGCUGUAAAUACUGGAAAGUUUGGGAAAGCUGUCUGUGCUGCAGUUCUGUGAAUUAUAGUCAAACCUGCUCAACUGUGAAGCUAAAGGGAAGGAGGUUAAAAGAGCAUCACCACCACUCCUGAUCAGUGCAGUUAUUUACCCCCAGUAGUGCGCUAUUCUAUUAACCAAGCAUGUGUGUCUGUAUUACAGACUGUUGCGUAUCUGUGCAGCCUUCGUCAUUGUGCCAUCUGGAAAUCUUGCUACACGAGUGCAAUAAUGUCGAUAAUAUGAGAAAAUACUGUAGAGCAGAGCUUUAUUUCUGUAGAGAACAUUAAAUGGUACGAGAGUGUUAUAGCUUUGCUUUCCUGCGAUGUUUUGUGACACAGUGGUGAAAAUCUGUAGUGUACUUACUCUGCAAAUGGGACCAUUUUAUGAGUUGAUCCUGGCAGGUUUGAUGUGACGUCCUCUCAGCAGUAUUUUCUGAAAGAGAGUAAAUAAAAGUCAAGUGUUGUCCAUCUUAUGAGUAAAUUAUGUCAUUUCAGUUGCUGUUCUUCUCCUUGUUAUUUAAAGAAAUGAGCCACCAGAUUUAUAUUCAAUUAAAAUGUGCCAAAUUAUUAAAUUAACGAGUUGGAAUUGGAUUUUCAAGGUAAUUUCAUUUCAUUCAGAACACACAGUAUACAAAUCCCAACCCAGUGGGGAGAAUCUUCAUGUGGAUGUAAUCAUUUAAACUCUUACUUUCUUGGUGAUUUAAAACAAAAUACUGUAUGUGGAUAUUACAAAAAUGUGUAAGAAACUUCACCAGUGCUGCCAACGUCUCUGUGUUGUUAUUUUUAACUGUUUCACUGUGAACCCAUUUGUUCUGUGUUGCCAACUGAGUAAAAUAAAGUGAAUGUAGUGGAGUAAA
Acanthochromis polyacanthus (spiny chromis) is the source of this 4537-nucleotide messenger RNA. RefSeq names its product ATP citrate lyase a (gene aclya). Gene Ontology annotation, molecular function: ATP citrate synthase activity. Bases 162 to 3545 code for a protein of 1127 amino acids. Gene Ontology annotation, cellular component: cytosol. NCBI's taxonomy places the organism in Eukaryota, Metazoa, Chordata, Actinopteri, Pomacentridae. Gene Ontology annotation, biological process: tricarboxylic acid cycle; citrate metabolic process; acetyl-CoA biosynthetic process. The record is from RefSeq and is a predicted model, not a curated record. The transcript has 29 exons.